AAUACCAAAAUCCCCCGCACAGCCUACUAUCAGUAUGUUUUGUUGUUGUUUUUCCAAAUAAACCUUUAGCCCAGGAAAUGGCCACGAAGCUAAAUGUAAACAUCCGCACUCUGCUGGCCAACUGCGAGGACCUGGCCAAGAGCGAGCACAACUUCUGGCGGCUGCAGAAGUUCAUCAAGUCCUUGGACACAAUGCUCGACGAACUGGAGGCCAUGGACGACCCGCAGAGUGCUCAGCGGAUACCGGGCUACUUGGAACGGUUGAAGGCGUUGAAGGCGGCCACAGGAUACACCCAGCCAGCCGGGGCGGCCAACACAAACUCCUCUUCCCAACGGGAGUUUGGCGAGAAUGCCUUAAAGGAAGUCCGCCAGCUGCAGAACACAAAGCAUCACAAUGAUCUGCGAAAGGAACUAUUACAGGAGGGCGAUGCCCUACGUCGACGCCGAGCCCAGGAUGAGGGCUCAAGUCCCGGCAACACCAGCAUUCCCAGCUCAUCCACUGACUUGACUGAAGCCGCCAAGUAUUACACGAACGCCCAGGAGAAGAUCACGGAGCAUAUGCUGUCGCUGACGCGGAAUCUCAAGGAGCAGACCGAAACGGCCAAUCGUAUCAUCCGCCGGGACACCGAGGUGGUUUCUCGCUCAUCUGGGAUGGCCGAACGCAAUAUUAACUCACUAAGCAAGGAGGCUGACAAGCUGGAGCAGCAUUCGAAGAAGGCCUACAAAUGUUGGCUCUGGCUAAUGAUUGUCUUUGUAAUUGUCACAUUUAUAGGCAUGGUUCUCUUUAUGAAGAUUAUGAAAAAGAAGAAAACGUAG
Molecule: messenger RNA, 815 nt
Organism: Drosophila bipectinata
Lineage: Eukaryota; Metazoa; Arthropoda; Insecta; Diptera; Drosophilidae
Gene: Use1
Product: Vesicle transport protein Use1
Biological process (GO): retrograde vesicle-mediated transport, Golgi to endoplasmic reticulum
Cellular component (GO): endoplasmic reticulum; SNARE complex
Molecular function (GO): SNAP receptor activity
Source: RefSeq, a predicted model, not a curated record